CGGCUUAUUAUCCGGGCAUAUAAGAAUGGUUAGCGUGCGUGCUGUUGUAUCCCAGCAACUGUUAGGAGAAAAAUGAAGCUGCGCGUCAUUCUGCAGAAAAAGCCUAUUCAUUCUGAGUUAGUAAGUUGUGUUGGAUGGUCAAACUGUGAUCUUCUGUACUCUUGUGGAGACGAUCACCAAUUGCUGAAAUGGGACGUGGAGAGUAAUGACGUGCAGCAGGUUGCUAAAUUAGCGGUUGAUGUAUUUCCAACGGAUCUUCACUGGUUCCCCAUCAGUGUUGGUAGCAAGAGACACACAACGACUGACUUGUUUGUAAUGGCAGCUACAGAUGGGAAGUUCCACUUUUUGUCUCGACUAGGACGAGUAGAGAAAAGUGUUGAUGCUCAUCGUGGAGCUGUGCUCAUGUCUAGAUGGAGUCAUGAUGGUACUGCUCUUGUGACAGUUGGAGAAGAUGGUCAAGUGAAGAUUUGGUCACGAAGCGGAAUGUUAAGAUCAACGCUGACCCAGACAAGUUCUCCUGUGUAUGCAGUAGCUUGGGCCCCCGACUCUGACCAAGUUCUCUACUCAAGUGACAAGCAUCUUGUUAUCAAACCACUGCAACCAUCACAGAAACCGACUUCAUGGAAGGCUCAUGAUAAUCUAAUUCUUGGUGUUGAUUGGAGUUCAGUCAAUCACAUGAUAAUCUCAGGAGGAGAAGACAGAAGAUACAAGGUGUGGGAUGCAUAUGGUCGUCACCUCUUUACUGGACAGCUACACGAUUACCCUAUAACAUCAGUUUCUUGGUCUCCAGAUGGAGAACUGUUUGCUGUUGGAUCUUUUAAUACUUUGAGAUUAUGUGACAAAGCAGGGUGGUCUUACAGUUUAGAGAAGCCAAAUACAGGGUCAGUUUUACGUAUUUCAUGGACAACCGAUGGCACACAGUUGGCUGGAGCUUGUGGGAGCGGUCAUGUGAUACUGGCCCAUGUUAAUGAAAGGCGAUUUGAGUGGAGAAACUUUGAAGUAACAGUCCAAGCUGAACGCCAAAUACAAGUUCGGGACAUUGUCAACAACACAACUGAGGAUCUUGAAUUCCCUCAGCGUAUAGUAAAGGCAUGUUUGAGUUGGGCACAUUUUGUUGUGACAACCUCAUCUCAAUGCUACACGUACAACUGUUCGAACUGGAGUAGUCCUGUAACAUUUGAUCUGAGGGAUGGUUCAGUUUGUCUUAUUGUGUUAGCAGAAAAGCAGUUUCUUCUUGUCGACAGUGUCACUGGCUUACAGAUAUAUACAUAUGGGGGUCGUGUUGUGUGCACUCCCAAACUUCCUAGUGUUCAAGCUGCUGUUCUAAAUCAACAGAUAGUCAGCCUGAGCAACGACACUCUUGUGAUUAGAGACAAAGAUGAGAAAGUUGUUCAUGUGUUUGACACUGCAUCUGGGAAACCUGUUGGAGACGGCAAACCAUUCUCACACACAACUGAAAUAUUAGAGAUUGCUGUGGAUCAAUGUGGACCUGUAGCGUAUCGCCAGUUAUCAUUUAUAGACAAGAACAAAGAUAUUUAUCUCACACGCAUUCGUCAGCAUGGAGCAGCAGCUAAGGCUAUUAGACUUGGCAGCAUGGUGACUAGCAUCGCAUGGAAUGACAACACUAACAUGCUCGCUGCUAUUCGCGAUGGAAAGUUUACAGUUUGGCUUUAUCCUGGAGUUGUUUAUAUUGACAAGGAUAUUCUCACACAAACAGUCUAUGAGAAACAAGAAAGUGACUUUGGUCGUGAACCUCACAUUGUUCAAUUCAUUGGAAACCACUGCGUUGUCAGACGUAUUGAUGGGCCUCUUGUUAUUGCUAGUGUCUCUCCUUAUCCGGCCAUUUUGCAUCAAUAUGCAAUUACAAGCAGAUGGCAAGAUGCGGUCAGAUUAUGUAGAUUUGCAAAGGAUGAAACACUUUGGGCAUGUCUUGCUGCUAUGUCAGCUGGAUCAAAGGAACUCAAUAUUGCAGAACUUGCAUAUGCUGCAAUACAUGAGGCAUCAAAGGUUCAGUACAUCAACUAUAUCAAGGAAGUUCCCAGUCCUGAAGGUCGUACUGCCUCGCUUGCCCUUUUCUGUCAUCAACCUGGCGAAGCAGAGAAUACUCUCCUGCAAGCUGGUCUUGUUUAUCGAGCUAUUGAACUUAAUAUUAACUUGUUCAACUGGGAUAGAGCUCUUAAAAUAGCUAUCAAACACAAGACACACGUUGAUACAGUCAUUGCAUUUAGACAGAAAUAUCUACAGGAUUUGGGAAAGGAUGAAACAGACAAGUUGUUCCUGAAAUGUAGUGAAGAGACCGUCAUUGACUGGACAACAAUCCAAACAAAGAUUUCUUCAGAACUGGAAAGAGAACGAGAACGUCCAGGAGCCAAACCAUACUCAUAACAAGACACAAGCAGAAAAGGAACAUACCAUUUAUUACUUCCCUUUCUCACAUGGUUGUUGAGACCUAGUAGUGUAGUUCAUUGAAACUGAAAUGUGAAUAUUAUGUAUUUCUCAACUCCUGCUUAUAAGCAGUGGUCACUUGUCACAUGUCUAUUGUAGCUAACAGUUGUAGUAACCAUAUUGCAGCUACUCUACCAGUAAACUA
Messenger RNA from Corticium candelabrum, 2590 nucleotides. Its product is annotated as intraflagellar transport protein 80 homolog. The transcript is spliced from 22 exons. Lineage: Eukaryota; Metazoa; Porifera; Homoscleromorpha; Homosclerophorida; Plakinidae. Gene Ontology annotation, cellular component: intraciliary transport particle B; centrosome; cilium. Gene Ontology annotation, biological process: cilium assembly. The coding region runs from base 73 to 2385 and encodes 770 amino acids. Gene Ontology annotation, molecular function: protein binding. The record is from RefSeq and is a predicted model, not a curated record.